This is a messenger RNA of Sphaerodactylus townsendi, 1381 nucleotides long. RefSeq names its product calreticulin-like. Lineage: Eukaryota; Metazoa; Chordata; Lepidosauria; Squamata; Sphaerodactylidae. The record is from RefSeq and is a predicted model, not a curated record. The transcript is spliced from 9 exons. Gene Ontology annotation, molecular function: calcium ion binding. The coding region runs from base 16 to 1254 and encodes 412 amino acids. Gene Ontology annotation, biological process: protein folding. Gene Ontology annotation, cellular component: endoplasmic reticulum membrane; endoplasmic reticulum.
UUUAACUAAGUUAUUAUGAUAUCAGUAAUAAAACUGGUUUGUUUUGGAGUCCUUUUGAUAGGGACAGUAUUUGGCAGUGGUGCCAGUUCUUCCACCCAAUUAGAGGAACCUCAACAUACAAUAAUAAAAGAGUAUUUUAGAGAAGAGUUUGAUGAUGAGGAUGAAUGGCAGAAACGGUGGGUUCAGUCUAAACACAGAACUGAUUAUGGUAAAUUUCGAAUAUCUGCAGGGAGGUUCUAUGGAGACAGAGAAAAAGAUAAAGGCCUGCAGACCACUGAAGAUACAAAAUACUAUUCAGUGUCAGCAAGGUUUCGGCCAUUCAAUAAUGAAGGUCAAACCUUAGUGAUUCAGUAUACAGUAAAAUAUGACCAACAUGUUGACUGUGGUGGUGCCUAUAUUAAACUUUUCCCUGAAGAUGUGAAUCAAGAGACUUUGAAUGAAGAUACCAGGUAUUACAUUAUGUUUGGCCCCGAUAUUUGCGGAGAGGACAAAAAGAUUGUGCAAGUUAUUUUUAACUAUAAAGAUGACUACUAUAUGAUCAAUAAGGAUAUCAAAUGUGAGACGGAUGAUUUUACCCAUCUGUACACUCUGAUCGUUCGUCCAGACCUUACUUAUGAAGUGAAGAUUGAUAAUUAUGUGGCUGAAGCUGGCCAUCUAGAAGAACACUGGGAUUUCCUUCCUCCAAAAAAGAUAAUUGAUCCUGAUGCACAAAAACCUGACUACUGGGAUGAAAGGGAGAUUAUUGAAGAUCCCAUGGACAAGAAACCAGAUGACUGGGACCAGCCAGAAAGGAUCCCUGAUCCAAAUUUUGAAAAACCAAAUGACUGGGAUGAAGAGAUGGAUGGAGAGUGGGCACCUCCAUUGAUUCCCAACCUGGAAUAUAAGGGAAUAUGGAAACCUCGUAUAAUUAAAAAUCCCAAUUAUAAUGGCAUCUGGGUCCAGCCAGAAGUAGAUAACCCAGAAUACACUCCAGAUCCUAGUCUUUACAAAUAUUUCAAUAUUAGUGUUAUUGGCUUGGAAAUUUUACAGGGAAGAUCUGGUACUAUCUUUGAUAAUUUUCUUAUCACAAAUGAUGAAAAGUAUGCUGAAGAUGCUGGUAAUGAAAUGUGGGGUGUCACAUAUGAAAGAGAAUGGAAGAGAAGGGAGAGACAAGAUACAGUAUAUAAAAAAAUAAAUGACAAGGAGGAACCAAAAGGAAAGGAGGCUAAGAAAGAAAAAAAGGAAGAGGAUCCCAAUGUUAAAGAUGAGCUCUAAUGAACCAAAUCUGCUGCUUAAUCAGCACUCGGCAUGUUGUUAAAUUUCUUAAUAUUGUACUGACAUAUUUUCUAAUCUCUUUUGAAUUGCAGAAAUGAAAUGCCAAUAAAAAAUUCAGACAUACAAA